AUGGGUCGUCAAGCCAAAAAGGACAAAAAAUCAAAGUCCAGUAGCGUGCCUAAGAACGACGUGGCUGAACAACUACACGAUAUUUACGGGAGUUUUCAAAAAUGCUUGGAUCUUCGUGAGAAGUACAUGAGGGUUUCUUGUCAACGUGUGGGCGACAAUCCGAGCAAUAACGAUGACUGGAUAAUUUACCCGCCGCCUCCACCUCCAUCUUGGCCCCCGCCAGAGAACCCUGGUCGUGUCUGGGACGGCCCUAAGAGCAUUGGGAGUGAUUUCAUCAAGGAGGAGGUCCCUAUUCCAGGAAUGUGGGACUAUUUAUUUGAGUUGGACGACACUGGUGUCUACCAGGUUUAUAGCUCAAAGGAAGACAUGGAUGCUAAAAGGCCUAUCGUCAACGUACCUAAGCCUAAAGAGUAUUUUCAAGACCUAGACUUUGUGUUUUCGGUCAUUUCGGACGGCCCCAUAAAGAGUUUUGCAUAUCGUCGCUUAAAGUAUUUGGAAAACAAAUGGAGCAUGUACACUUUGCUGAAUGAAUACCAAGAACUUGCAGACUCUAAGCGGGUGCCUCACCGUGACCUCUACAAUGUUCGAAAAGUCGAUACGCACGUCCAUAAUAGCGCCUGUAUGAAUCAAAAGCAUUUGCUUCGCUACAUCAAGGCUAAGGUGAAAAAGACGCCUGAGGAUGUGGUGCUUUCCCGUGAUGGAAAAGAUUUGACACUGGAACAGGUCUUCCAGAGUUUAGAUUUGACCGCGUACGAUCUGAAUAUUGACACUUUGGACAUGCAUGCGCAUAAAGACACGUUUCAUCGCUUUGAUAAAUUUAAUUCGAAAUAUAACCCGGUCGGUGAGUCUCGUCUUCGCGAGAUUUUCUUGAAGACUGACAACAAGAUUAAAGGCCGGUACCUCGCUGAAAUCACUCGCGAAGUGAUUUCAGAUUUGGAGGAGAGCAAGUAUCAGAUGGCUGAGUACCGCCUCUCAAUCUACGGGCAAAGCGAGGACGAAUGGGACAAAUUGGCUGAUUGGGUGGUUGAGAACAAAAUUUUUUCACCUAAUGUGCGAUGGUUGAUCCAAGUACCUCGAUUAUACAGUUCCUACAAGGCCGCUGGGACCAUGCAUAACUUUGAGGAGCUGGUGCAAAACAUCUUUAAGCCUCUAUUCGAAGUUACUCGUGAUCCAUCCAAACACCCCAACCUUCACAUCUUCCUCCAGCGGGUCGUAGGAUUUGAUUCUGUGGAUGAUGAAUCAAAGGCAGAGCAACGUAUCUAUAAGAAGUAUCCUUUCGCGCGCAAUUGGGAUAUAUCCAUGAAUCCUCCCUACAGCUAUUUCCUGUAUUACAUGUUUGCCAACAUAGCAAGCCUGAACAACUUCCGUCAGAAGCGCAAGUUCAGCACAUUUGUGCUCAGGCCACAUUGCGGAGAGGCAGGCGAUACGGACCAUUUGAUAUCAGGAUUCCUUACAUCGUUUGGUAUAUCACAUGGAAUAACGCUCCGCAAGUCGCCAGGGAUGCAAUACUUGUACUACUUGUCACAGUUGGGGAUUGCUGUGUCUCCCUUGUCCAAUAACGCGUUAUUCCUAAACUUUGAGCGAAACCCUUUUCCAAAUUUCUUCCAUCGCGGACUUCACGUCAGUCUGAGUACAGACGACCCACUACAAUUUCAUGUUACAAAAGAGCCAUUGAUUGAGGAAUAUAGUAUUGCAGCUCAGAUCUGGAAAUUGUCGAAUACAGAUAUGUGCGAGAUUGCACGUAACUCUGUGCGUCAUUCUGGAUUCGAGAGCAAGAUUAAAAAGCACUGGAUUGGCGAAAAUUGGUACCUGCCAGGAGUUCCAGGAAAUGAUAUGGGCAAGACUAAUGUCCCUAAUGUCCGUAUGGCAUUCCGAUAUGAAACACUUCAAGAGGAAAUUGAUAUGUUUAAACGGCGCAAGAAGACACGUCAACAACGACAACGACAGCAGCGAGUUGCAACGAACGCUUCAGGAGAGCAGACAGAGCAGCCGAAGUGA
Lobosporangium transversale is the source of this 1998-nucleotide messenger RNA. RefSeq lists its product as hypothetical. The coding region runs from base 1 to 1998 and encodes 665 amino acids. The transcript is spliced from 6 exons. Gene Ontology annotation, biological process: AMP metabolic process; IMP salvage. The record is from RefSeq and is a predicted model, not a curated record. Gene Ontology annotation, molecular function: AMP deaminase activity. NCBI's taxonomy places the organism in Eukaryota, Fungi, Mortierellomycota, Mortierellomycetes, Mortierellales, Mortierellaceae. Gene Ontology annotation, cellular component: cytosol.